Fonsecaea multimorphosa CBS 102226 is the source of this 1413-nucleotide messenger RNA. RefSeq lists its product as uncharacterized. The record is from RefSeq and is a predicted model, not a curated record. The transcript has a single exon. NCBI's taxonomy places the organism in Eukaryota, Fungi, Ascomycota, Eurotiomycetes, Chaetothyriales, Herpotrichiellaceae. Gene Ontology annotation, molecular function: protein binding. The coding region runs from base 1 to 1413 and encodes 470 amino acids.
AUGCAGGCUUUGGAUCUGCCCAAAGAAAUCCUAGCACAGGUCUUGUCCUAUCUGGCCCCCGCGGACAUUGUUCAUAUUGGUCAAACUUGCAAGGCUGCGCAUGAAUUUGUCCGUCCCGAGAACCAGAUCCUCUGGAGAUCAGCUUUCUUGCAUGUCUUUGAUGAUCCCAACGAUGCUUGGUCCAUGAUGCCCGGUCACCUGCCACUGGCGGCAGAGCGUGGGUGGGAUUGGCAUCGCGAACUUUCCGCUCGACUGAUGGCUCUACAACGUAUCCAGUCAAAACGAUGUGGUCUCGAGGCUCGUGCAGAAGCCUAUCUCAAAUCCCUACUCGAAAUCCUCGACACGGCAAAGUUCGCACUCAAUCCUCGUGAUAUUGCUAACGGCAAAACUCCCAAGGAGGACGAUCGGACAACCUCGUUGAACCUCCAAAUCCUCUCCGGCCUGGUUGCCCACCGGGACGGCAUCGAGAGUCUCAUCCACGACGUGGGAACACAGAGGGCGAUGUGGCGCGCCAGACCUGACGACCCCCUAUUGGGUUCGACAUUACGUUUCACCAGGAGCAUGGCCGCGAUUGAGAAUGACAAGAAUCGACCAGAGUCCGCCUCUCGGCUCCAUGUACUUUACGGCCUGACAACUCGUGAGCGGAUCGAGCACAGGGCUAGAGGUGCUGCCAGGCGGAAAGUAUACAAUUGGAGUUUAAGUGGCCCAGAAAAUGAUUACGGCCCCUUUCGUCGCGAUGGCAGUGGGGAGGUCGACUGGUCUCUCCUCGAGGCCAUCUUCAGCGUCAUCAGCCGCAAUUUCUCCAUGUGUGUCGAAGGCCGCAUUGCGAUGCCACAAGGUUUCUGCUUUUCUCUCCCUCACCGCACUCUGGCCGAUCCAACCACCCCCAAUGACUGGGCGCGCGUUACGGGGUCUUGGUUAGGGACGUACGCCUGGCUCGACUACGCCGACCUCGUCGCAUUCAACACUUGGAGCAGUGAACUUGCCGCUCAGCCGAGCCUGGACGACGAACCCGAAGACUGUGGCGAUCUGAUGAAGCUCGAACUCAAGCUCGAUGACACCGUUUCUUCCGAUCCUCGGUUGAUGACGGCCCUUCCCGUGUGCACUGACUUACCCGUGCUAUAUUUCUCAGGUCUUUCUCGUGGCCACGCCGGCAUACACCGGCCAGUCAUAGCGGUCAGAGGUUGCACCAGCCUCGUCCCAGGUGGACGAGAGGUGAGAUGGAGAUUCAUCAUCAACUACGGCGGUCAGGAUCAGUGGCAGUUGGAAGGCGUCCAGCCCGGGGGCAUCAGGUCCGGCGGCGUGUUCGGGUUGUGGACACAAUGCGAUCAUGAGGACAACGGCCCGGUCGGCCCAUUCUGCUAUUUCCCGACCGAGCUUUGCAAGCCAACAAGCGUUGUUUUGGCUACUUGA